Molecule: messenger RNA, 1829 nt
Organism: Condylostylus longicornis
Lineage: Eukaryota; Metazoa; Arthropoda; Insecta; Diptera; Dolichopodidae
Product: maltase A3-like
Exons: 7
Biological process (GO): carbohydrate metabolic process
Source: RefSeq, a predicted model, not a curated record
UUAGUGUAGUGAUGAAAGGUUUAAUCUUUAUUGGAGUUAUACAUUUUAUGUUAUGCUGCCCAAUCACCGCAGAUUGGUGGAAAAAUGGAAAUUUUUAUCAAAUUUAUCCACGUUCAUUUCAAUCAUCUAGUGAUGGAAAUUCUAAAAAUACCGGAAUGGGUGACCUUAAUGGAAUAAUUUCUCGUCUUCAAUAUUUGAAAGAAAUUGGAAUAACUGCAGCAUGGCUUUCUCCAAUUUUUACAUCACCAAUGGCCGAUUCAGGAUAUGAUAUAAAAAAUUUUACUGAAAUCGAUUAUCGCUUUGGAAGUAUGCAAGAUUUUGAAAGGCUCUUGAAACGUGCCAAAGAACUUAAUAUUAAGAUUAUAUUAGAUUUUGUGCCAAAUCAUACAAGUAUAACAUCUACAUGGUUCGAAAAAUGAGUUGCAAAAAUUUCACCAUAUUCAGAUUUUUAUGUUUGGCAUGAAGGGUAUGAAGACCCAAAUAAUAAAACUAAUAGAUUACCGCCCUCAAAUUGGAUAAGUCAAUUUCGUAAAAGCGCUUGGUUUUGGAACAAAGAACGAAAAGCAUUUUAUUUACAUCAGUUUGCACCGCAACAACCUGAUUUAAAUUACAGAAAUCGAGAAGUUCAUAAAGCUAUGAAAGAUGUUUUAGAGUUUUGGCUGAAAAAAGGUGUAGAUGGAUUCCGGAUAGAUGCAGUUCCCUAUAUUUAUGAAGCUGAUCCGAAAAAAUUUGAUGGAAAGUACCCGGAUGAAAAAAGAAAUGAAACAGUUAAUGAUCCUGACGAUUAUGAUUAUCUAAUUCACGAUUAUACUGUAGAUCAACCAGAAAAUUUAGAAUUGCUGUACGAAUGGAGAGAAAUUCUUGAUAACUACACAAAGAAAUUUGGUGGUGACGAGAAAGUACUAAUGGCUGAGACUUAUUCACCAUUUGAUAUUGUCAUGAAAUAUUAUGGUACACCAAAAGUUCCAGGAGUUCAUAUUCCAUUUAAUUUUCUGAUAAUAAAAGACUUGAAUUAUAAUUCGACAGCCAAAGAUUAUGCUAACACUAUUAAUACAUGGCUUUCUCAAAUGGAUGGCUUUCGUGUUCCAAACUGGGUACUUGGAAAUCAUGAUAAAAAUCGUGUCGGGACCAGAAUGGGAUAUGAUCGUAUCGAUUUAUUGAAUAUUAUUAUAGCUACACUACCAGGUAUUUCUGUAACAUAUCAAGGAGAAGAAAUUGGUAUGACUGAUGUAUGGAUAUCAUGGAAAGAUACUGUUGAUCCAUGGGCAUGUAACUCAAAUCCAGAAAUAUAUCAAAAAAUUUCAAGAGAUCCAGCUCGUACUCCUUUCCAAUGGAACGAUAAUGAGAAUGCCGGAUUUAUAAAAGGUAAAACAAUCUGGUUACCAGUUGCAAAAAAUUAUACUAUAGUUAAUGUGAAACGACAACGUCAGAUUGUCAGAAGUCAUUUGAAUGUUUAUAAAGAUUUAAUGCGAUUAAGAAAACUUAAUGUAUUUAAGAAGGGUUCAGCAAAAGUUUUAGCUAUCGGAAAGAAUACUUUAGCAAUAUUAAGAAGUUUGAAUAAAGUUGAAAAAUAUAUUGUUUUAUUAAAUAUUGGAGAUGAUGUCGAAGAAUUAGAUAUCAAUAAAAUUUUCGAAGGCAUUCCUGAGAAAUUAACUUAUGUUUUAACUACAAGCAGAUCAGCACAAAAAUAUGGAUCACAAAUUAGUAGCAAAGGUUUCGUAUUAUUACCUAAAGAAGGAGUUAUUUUGAAAUCCGGUCCUAUCUAAUAUUAUUACGUAUAUUAUUGCAUAUUACGUUAUUAUUAAAUAAAACUAUGAUCAGAAACUGAA